Molecule: messenger RNA, 1893 nt
Organism: Rhinopithecus roxellana (golden snub-nosed monkey)
Lineage: Eukaryota; Metazoa; Chordata; Mammalia; Primates; Cercopithecidae
Gene: ARF1
Product: ADP ribosylation factor 1
Exons: 5
Coding region: 155-700 (181 amino acids)
Biological process (GO): vesicle-mediated transport; intracellular protein transport
Cellular component (GO): cytoplasm; plasma membrane
Molecular function (GO): GTP binding; GTPase activity
Source: RefSeq, a predicted model, not a curated record
GCGUCUCCGCCCCUUACCCGGCGUUCCCCGCGCCCGCAGGCGCUGACGUGGCCGCCGUCAGAGCCGCCAUCUUGUGGGAGCGAAACCAACGCCUGGCUCGGAGCAGCAGCCUCUGAGGUGUCCCUGGCCAGUGUCCUUCCACCUGUCCACAAAUAUGGGGAACAUCUUCGCCAACCUCUUCAAGGGCCUUUUUGGCAAAAAAGAAAUGCGCAUCCUCAUGGUGGGCCUGGAUGCUGCGGGGAAGACCACGAUCCUGUACAAGCUUAAGCUGGGUGAGAUCGUGACCACCAUUCCCACCAUAGGUUUCAACGUGGAAACCGUGGAGUACAAGAACAUCAGCUUCACUGUGUGGGAUGUGGGUGGCCAGGACAAGAUCCGGCCCCUGUGGCGCCACUACUUCCAGAACACACAAGGCCUGAUCUUCGUGGUGGACAGCAAUGACAGAGAGCGCGUGAACGAGGCCCGUGAGGAGCUCAUGAGAAUGCUGGCCGAGGACGAGCUCCGGGAUGCUGUCCUCCUGGUGUUCGCCAACAAGCAGGACCUCCCCAACGCCAUGAAUGCAGCUGAGAUCACAGACAAGCUGGGGCUGCACUCCCUACGCCACAGGAACUGGUACAUUCAGGCCACCUGCGCCACCAGCGGUGACGGGCUCUAUGAAGGACUGGACUGGCUGUCCAAUCAGCUCCGGAACCAGAAGUGAAUGCGACCCCCCUCCCUCUCACUCCUCUUGCCCUCUGCUUUACUCUCAUGUGGCAAACGUGCGGCUCGUGGUGUGAGUGCCAGAAGCUGCCUCCGUGGUUUGGUCACCGUGUGCAUCGCACCGUGCUGUAAAUGUGGCAGACGCAGCCUGCGGCCAGGCUUUUUAUUUAAUGUAAAUAGUUUUUGUUUCCAAUGAGGCAGUUUCUGGUACUCCUAUGCAAUAUUACUCAGCUUUUUUUAUUGUAAAAAGAAAAAUCAACUCACUGUUAAGUGCUGAGAGGGGAGUUAGGCCCAUGGGCACCUGGCCUCCAGGAGUCGCUGUGUUGGGAGAGCUGGGCAUGCCCUUGGCUUUAGAGCUGUGUUGAAAUCCAUUUUGGUGGUUGGUUUUUAACCCAAACUCAGUGCAUUUUUUAAAAUAGUUAAGAAUCCAAGUCAAGAACACUUGAACACACAGAAGGGAGACCCCGCCUAGCAUAGAUUUGCAGUUAUGGCCUGGAUGCUGGUCACCAGCCCAGCUGUUCCCUCAGGAACAUGUGGUGGCGCAGCAGACCGCGAUCAAUUCUGCAUGGUCAUAGUAGAGAUCCCCGCAACUCGCUUGUCCUUGGGUCACCCUGCAUUCCAUAGCCAUGUGCUUGUCCCUGUGCUCCCACGGUUCGCAGGGGCCAGGCUGGGAGCCCAUAGCCACCCCACUCUCCCGCAGGCCGCCCCACCCACCUUCAGGCAGCCUAUGGGACGCAGGGCCCCAUCUGUCCCUCGGUGACCGUGUGGCCAGAGUGGGUCCGUCGUCCCCAACCCUCGUGCUCGCUCAGACACUUUGGCAGGAUGUCUGGGGCCUCACCAGCAGGAGCGCGUGUAAGCCGGGCAGGCGGUCCACCUAGACCCACAGCCCCUUGGGAGCACCCCACCUCUGUGUGUGAUGUAGCUUUCUCUCCCUCAGCCUGCAAGGGUCCGAUUUGCCAUCGAAAAAGACAACCUCUACUUUUUUCUUUUGUAUUUUGAUAAACACUGAAGAAGCUGGAGCUGUUAAAUUUAUCUUGGGGAAACCUCAGAACUGGUCUAUUUGGUGUCGUGGAACCUCUUACUGCUUUCAAUACACGAUUAGUAAUCAACUGUUUUGUAUACUUGUUUUCAGUUUUCAUUUCGACAAACAAGCACUGUAAUUAUAGCUAUUAGAAUAAAAUCUCUUAACUAUUU